CUAAUGGAAAAUCAGGUACCGUUAAAGAUAAAUAUGAUACGAGUGAAAUAGACAACAUAACAUGAAUAUUAAACAGUGUAAAUUAUUCAUUAUCGUCCACCUUACUACUGAUUCAACAGGUGGUGCCAAACAGAUGCCUUACAAUGGAGCCCCACUGGUUCCUGCUGGAAUUGAUGGAAUGAGCCAGUUUGAGCCUGAGGCUGCUGGCCUUGUUCCAAAUGGUAAAGUGGGCAGCAUGUACGGUGGAAUGGGGGGCUUGCCUUAUGGCGGUCAGACCCCGGGGAUGGGUGCAGGGAAAUCUAACGCCAAGUAUGGCAUUGGUGGCUUGCAAUUUGGCGGACAGCCCCUCAAUACAGGCACUAAUGGCGCAGGACAGUAUGGUUAUGGCGGGAGCCCCUAUGCUGGUGCGGGCAAAGCUGGAAAAUAUGGUGGUCUCGGUGCCGGCAUUGGAGGGAAUCCUGAACCUGCACAAUACGGAUAUGGUGGAGUACCCAACGGUGGGCAGCACCCUGUUCAUGGCAGUAAUGGUUACGGGAGAAUGCCUUAUGAAGCUCAACCAGCUGGAAUAAGCCCUGAGGCCAAAUCUGCCGGAACAUAUGGAUAUGGAAAUGGCUACAAUGCACAUGUACAACCUGACUACGCAAGUCUUGGCCAGGGUGUUCCCACUGCUAAUGGAAAAUCAGGUGGUCCCAAACAGAUGCCUUACAACGGAGCCCCAAUCGUUCCUGCUGGGCUUGAUGGAAUGAGCCAGUUUGAGCCACAGACUGCUGGCCUUGGUCCAAAUGGAAAGCUGAGCAGCAUGUAUGGUGGUCUGGCUGCGUCACAAUAUCAGUCUGAGCCACUUGGACACGACGGAAAAUCAACGGGCAUAUACGGUGGUGGCGAAGUUCCCUAUGCACAACAAGCUCCUGUUCUUGGAGGUGAUGCAAAAUCCUACGGGAAAUACGGAAACCAGGGACAGUACCAGCCGCAGCCUCAUGACACUGCAUCUGAAGAUGCUGGUUUACCCUAUGAGCCCCUGCCUCUUCAGCCAGAUUCAGCUUUGAAAUCUUACGGUGCUUCAGUGGAGGGAGAGUUGCAUGCGCCAGAAAUCGCUGUUGAAGGCGAGGGGAUGUCCCUUGAUAGAUACGAUAAUGUGGGCUAUAUAAAUGGAGAAGUGCAGCCAGAAGUUGUUGCAUUCCCUGCAGUUCCCACUUCCAGCCCCACCAUGGCCUACCCCUCUGACCCCUCCUAUGUGCCUGUGGAGGUCUUCUCUCCUGCAGCAGGAGUCGAGGAUCUGCCCCUGCCGGCUGGCACUGAUGACCUCAUCCUCGACUCUGCACCCGCCACGGAAACGCAGGGCGGCGCGUAUGUGCCGGAGCAGCCUGAGGAUCUGCUUCAUCAACAGGAGAUGCCACGUCAGAUACACAUCCAGCAGCAUCUCAAACUGCAUUUUCACCCAAAAGAAGGAGCAAAGACUCGCAAAUAUGAUUUGAACGGCUUCCUUGGGAAUAGUGGCUAUCAAGGUUAACCCUGCAGACGACGAGUAUAACCUCCUUAUGCCGUUGUAUAUGUAACAUUUCCUAAUUGUAUAUUAUUUUGUUCUGUCUAUUGAAUAGUCCUGGUGUUUUUGUGUUUGUUUGUAGAGGUAAAACUGCAUUUAGAGAUGUUAGAUUUACUUGUUUAUGUAUAUUUUUUUGUACCCUAUAUUACCUCUGUCCUGCACUGCCUGCUCACUGGACAGUGCAACAAAUCGGUUGCUUGGAUUUAUCUGCUGCAAAUAUCAGUGUUGUGAUUUUGCCUGAUAUUAUCAACUCCUAUAAAUCCUGUAAACAGUUCAGUCUAAUUUAUUUUGCUAGGGAGAGGAUUUUUUUUUACUACUUGUGGCAAAUAUCUGUUUUAUGAUUGUACAGAAUUUGAAUGAA
This is a messenger RNA of Eleginops maclovinus (Patagonian blennie), 1904 nucleotides long. It is a transcript of the gene cmn, whose product is annotated as calymmin. The transcript is spliced from 21 exons. NCBI's taxonomy places the organism in Eukaryota, Metazoa, Chordata, Actinopteri, Perciformes, Eleginopidae. Bases 62 to 1510 code for a protein of 482 amino acids. The record is from RefSeq and is a predicted model, not a curated record.